AGAAGAACAAUUAAGUCCAGUCGUGGUUUUAAAACCCAGACCGCUGAGCUGAUCGGACCCUGGCUGUCUAUGCUCGGUCCCCCCUCUGAUCUUCCUGGAAACACCUGCGUGCUCAGGUGACUCACCGAUGAAGAGGGAAGUCCUUGGGCUCUGAGCGGUGACAAGUUUCUCCUGCAGGUAUGUGUUCCAGUCGGGGUUUAUGCGGCGGCAACAGCCGCUCCAACAGGAACUCCGAGUCCUCCGGCUCUGGCGCCCACUACGCCCUGUGCGCUCUGGGAGUGGGUCUCAUCGCCCUGGGCAUCGUUAUGAUCGUGUGGACUGUGAUCCCCAUGGACGGGGAGGGUAAAAACACGGCCACGUCGGGUAACUCCACCACAGUGCCCGGGAGCAACGAGGACGACGACGAGUCGGACCACACGAAGUCGUCGUCGUCGGUGGCGAUGGUGCUGGUUGGAGUCGGGGCGGCCAUGUUGCUCUUGUCCAUUUGCCUCGGCGUGAGGAGCAAGAGGAGGGCGCGCAACAGAAGCAACCAGCCGGCAGCAGGAGCGGCCGGCUUCAUGGACCACGUGCAGGGAGAGCAGGAAGCUGAAGAGCAGCCCACGUACAACGUGCCGAGCUACGAGGAGGUGGUGGGCAGCGGCGACUACCCCGUCCGUCACAGCAACCUUCGCCAGAGCACCUCGCAGCUGCCGUCCUACGAGGACAUCAUAGCCGCCGUGGAGAACGAGGGAGCAGAGCCCAGCAGCAACGCCACCGAGGACACGCCUCUCAGCGAAUCCACGCCACAGCCCGCCGCCGAGCCUCAACCAGAACCGGCCGCCCUGGCGCCCAACCCCAGCCUGCCCACCCGCAGCAGCAGCCGGGCCAGCCGCUUACUGCGGCCCCUCCGGGUCAGGAGGAUCAAGUCGGACAAGCUGCACCUGAAGGACUUCCGCCUCCAGAUCCGCAGCCCCACACAGAACCCAGUGAACAUCGAGCCCAUCACGCCGCCUCCGCAGUACGACAACAAGAUGCCCGAGUUACAGUAA
Stegastes partitus (bicolor damselfish) is the source of this 1028-nucleotide messenger RNA. RefSeq names its product transmembrane protein 51b (gene tmem51b). Lineage: Eukaryota; Metazoa; Chordata; Actinopteri; Pomacentridae. The record is from RefSeq and is a predicted model, not a curated record. The coding region runs from base 180 to 1028 and encodes 282 amino acids. The transcript has 3 exons.